UCCGGGCUGGGGCGGGUCAGGGUACAGAGAGGUAUUUAGCGUGACAGCCUGGGCCCUGGUGGGACUUACUCUCCCAUGACCCUUGGAGACCCAAGGAGUUGCUCAAGGCUUUAAGGUUCCAGCCCAAUGGAUCCCAAACUCGGGAGAAUGGCUUCGGCUCUGCUGGUGCUGCUGCUGCUGCUGGAAGGAGGCAUGUUUUCAUCCUCGCAGCCCUCGGGGCUCCUGGGGGAAGUCUUCCAGUACAUCGAUGUCCACCAGGAUGACUUUGUGCAGACGCUGAAGGAGUGGGUGGCCAUUGAGAGCAAUUCUGUGCAGCCCGAGCCUCGCUUCAGACAAGAGCUCUUCCGGAUGAUGGGCCUGGCUGCGGACAAGCUGCGGCGCCUGGGAGCCAGCGUGGACUCCGUGGACGUGGGUCAUCAGCAGCUACCUGACGGUCAGACUCUUCCAAUACCUCCCAUCGUACUGGCCGAACUGGGAAACGAUCCGAAGAAACCCACGGUGUGCUUCUACGGCCACUUGGACGUGCAGCCGGCUCGGCCAGAGGACGGGUGGCUCACGAACCCCUACACGUUGACGGAGGUGGACGGUAAGCUGUACGGACGAGGAGCGACAGACAACAAAGGCCCUGUCUUAGCGUGGAUUCAUGCUGUGAGCGCCUUCAAAGCCCUCGACCAGGAUCUCCCCGUGAACAUCAAAUUCAUCAUUGAAGGGAUGGAGGAAGCUGGCUCUGUUGCUCUGGAGGAACUUGUCCAUAGAGAGAAGGACCGGUUCUUCUCCAGCGUGGAGUACAUUGUUAUAUCAGAUAACCUGUGGAUCAGCCAAAGGAAGCCGGCGCUCACCUAUGGGACCCGGGGCAACAGCUACUUCACGGUGGAGGUGAAGUGCAGAGACCAAGACUUUCACUCGGGAACCUUCGGCGGUAUCCUCCACGAGCCGAUGGCUGAUUUGGUUGCUCUUCUUGGUAGCCUGGUAGACUCGUCCGGUCAUAUCCUGAUCCCAGGAAUCUAUGACCACGUGGCUCCUCUUACAGAAGAGGAAAAGAAGUUGUAUGAAGCUAUCGACCUGGACCUAGGAGAAUACCGGAAUAGCAGUCAAGUUGAGAAAUUUCUGUUUGAUACCAAGGAGGAAGUUCUAAUGCACCUGUGGAGGUACCCGUCUCUCUCUAUUCAUGGGAUCGAGGGCGCCUAUGAUGAGCCCGGAAUGAAAACAGUCAUCCCUGGCCGGGUUAUAGGAAAAUUUUCCAUCCGCCUGGUGCCUCACAUGAAUAUGUCUGUGGUGGAAAAGCAGGUGGUGCAGCAUCUCCAAGACGUGUUCUCCAGAAGAAAUAGUUCCAACAAGAUGGCUGUUUCUAUGACACUAGGACUACACCCCUGGAUUGCAGAUAUUAAUGAUAAUCAAUAUCUUGCAGCGAAAAGAGCCAUCAGAACAGUGUUUGGAACAGACCCUGAUAUGAUCCGAGAUGGAUCAACAAUUCCGAUUGCCAAAAUAUUCCAGGAGAUUCUCCAAAAGAGCGUGAUGAUGCUUCCACUGGGAGCCGUGGAUGAUGGCGAGCACUCUCAGAACGAGAAGAUCAACAGGUGGAACUACAUAGAGGGAUCAAAAUUGUUUGCUGCCUUUUUCCUGGAGAUGGCCAACCUGCAUCAGUAGUAACAGGGACCCUCCAGUCGAGUCUGACCCCGGACAGAUUCCUCUUUCCCAUAUCCCUGCACAGAAUGGAGCUUAAAUAGCCAUAGAAUUUAGGUUCAGUAGGGCCAUCUCCCCUCCAUUUAAAGUGUCUUGGGACCUUUGCACCAAUAAUAAAAUCUUUUAAAGGUGCAAACAUUGGAAAUGGUUGCAUGUCUCCUGCUGCAUACCAUCCUAAGGUCACAGCUGUCUUCAACAACUUGAUUUCCCCAAGUUAGCAUUAGCCUCGGGAGGGGGACUCGGUGUAACCUUCUGCAUCGCCAGGACAGUUCUUCAGCUGACCAGACUUCAACCUUGCAGCUUGACUGGCAUAAUCACUCCAGUUUGCCUCUAGGUCCAGAAGUGCCCACGACACAUAAUCAUCCUGUCCAACAAGUGCCAGCACUGACUUCGCUUCUACCACACUUUCCUUUAUCUUAUUAAUAAAACGUUGGUUUCCACCACUUA
Molecule: messenger RNA, 2130 nt
Organism: Tupaia belangeri chinensis (Chinese tree shrew)
Lineage: Eukaryota; Metazoa; Chordata; Mammalia; Scandentia; Tupaiidae
Gene: CNDP1
Product: carnosine dipeptidase 1
Exons: 12
Coding region: 127-1647 (506 amino acids)
Biological process (GO): proteolysis
Cellular component (GO): cytosol
Molecular function (GO): metallodipeptidase activity
Source: RefSeq, a predicted model, not a curated record